This is a messenger RNA of Pieris rapae (cabbage white), 1323 nucleotides long. Its product is annotated as nuclear anchorage protein 1-like. NCBI's taxonomy places the organism in Eukaryota, Metazoa, Arthropoda, Insecta, Lepidoptera, Pieridae. The record is from RefSeq and is a predicted model, not a curated record. Bases 89 to 1252 code for a protein of 387 amino acids. The transcript has 2 exons.
AAGAAAUUUGAGAUAAGUAAGUUCUAUAUAAUCGAAUGAUAUAAUCAAAAUUUAUAUAGUGUCAAUCAGCUACUAAUCGGAUACAGAGAUGAAGCUACUUCUAAUCGCUGCUUUUGUUGUCGCUGCGGCCGCUCGCCCCUCAACCUUUGGCAUAUUAGAUGUUGAAUCUGCAGGACCUAUUAUUAUUGAAGAUGGAUCUUCAAACAUCAACACAAACCCAGCUUUAGUAGAUGAGACUGAAAACAUCAACACCGACCCAGCUCUUGUUGAUGAGACUGAAGACAUAAACACUGACCCAGCUCUUGUUGAUGAGACUGAAGACAUCAACACUGACCCAGCUUUAGUCGAUGAGACUGAAGACAUCAACACUGACCCAGCUUUAGUCGAUGAGACUGAAGACAUCAACACUGACCCAGCUUUAGUCGACGAGACUGAAGACAUCAACACUGACCCAGCUUUAGUCGAUGAGACUGAAGACAUCAACACUGACCCAGCUCUUGUUGAUGAGACUGAAGACAUCAACACUGACCCAGCUUUAGUCGACGAGACUGAAGACAUCAACACUGACCCAGCUCUUGUUGAUGAGACUGAAGACAUCAACACUGACCCAGCUCUUGUUGAUGAGACUGAAGACAUCAACACUGACCCAGCUUUAGUAGAUGAGACUGAAAACAUCAACACCGACCCAGCUCUUGUUGAUGAGACUGAAGACAUAAACACUGACCCAGCUCUUGUUGAUGAGACUGAAGACAUCAACACUGACCCAGCUUUAGUCGAUGAGACUGAAGACAUCAACACUGACCCAGCUUUAGUCGACGAGACUGAAGACAUCAACACUGACCCAGCUUUAGUCGAUGAGACUGAAGACAUCAACACUGACCCAGCUCUUGUUGAUGAGACUGAAGACAUCAACACUGACCCAGCUUUAGUCGACGAGACUGAAGACAUCAACACUGACCCAGCUCUUGUUGAUGAGACUGAAGACAUCAACACUGACCCAGCUUUAGUCGACGAGACUGAAGACAUCAACACUGACCCAGCUUUAGUCGACGAGACUGAAGACAUCAACACUGACCCUGCUUUAGUAGACGAACACGAAUAUGAACAAAUUGACACCAGCCCAGCUUUAAUUGAAGACAACCCAAUCGUCGUUCCUGGUGGUGUUGGAAAAUCCCCUCUGGUUCAAAUAAUCGUGAAUGUAAAUUCUUCUCCUAUGUUUGUACACCAGAUUAACAACCCCCGUGAUGCCUAAUUUAUUAACAACGAAUAACAUUCAAACGAUUGCAUGAAUUUUUUGAAUUACAAAAUUUAUUGCAUGACAAA